AUGCGUAUUGUCAUCUCUGAAACCAGCGAUGCUGUCGCGGAUUACGUUGCGGAGUACGUCAUUCAGCGAAUUCAUGACUUUGCUCCCUCUAAGGAGCGGCCGUUUGUGCUAGGCCUCCCCACUGGUGAAUCUCCGAUGAAGACGUACCAGCGGCUGAUCCAGGCCUACCGCGAGGGGCGCGUCACUUUCCGCAAUGUGAUUACGUUCAACAUGGACGAGUACGUCGGACUCCCGCGAGACCAUCCGCAAAGCUACUACUACUUCAUGAAGACCAACUUCUUUGACUUUGUUGACAUUCCCGAGGAUAACCGCAACUUGCUUGACGGCAAUGUCCCGGACCUAAUCCAUGAGUGCCAGCGUUACGAGGAUAAAAUUCGGCAGGUGGGCGGCAUUCACCUAUUCCUUGCUGGUAUUGGCACUGACGGCCACGUGGCCUUCAACGAACCAGGCAGCAGCCUCAACAGCCUCACCCGUGUGAAGUCCCUCAACGACGAGACUGUUGCGUCGAACGCACGUUUUUUUGAUAAUGACAUUCGGAAGGUGCCAACAAUGGCCCUCACGGUUGGCAUUAGGACAGUGCUGCAGGCGCAGAGUGUUCUUGUGAUUGCGACGGGAGUAAAGAAGGCGGUGGCUGUGGCGCACUUCGUGGAGGGCCACGUCAGCCACUCCCACCCCAUCACUGCCCUGCAGUGGCACCGCUCUGCUAUCCUUUGUCUUGACAGAGACGCGACGAUGGAACUGAAGGUCAAGACAGUCAAUUACUUUGAGGGACUUCUGAAGCGCGAGGAUGAACUCCGUCGGCGCCAGGAACGGGCCGUGCUGACGUUGGCAAAGAUGUAG
Trypanosoma rangeli is the source of this 840-nucleotide messenger RNA. Its product is annotated as glucosamine-6-phosphate isomerase. Lineage: Eukaryota; Euglenozoa; Kinetoplastea; Trypanosomatida; Trypanosomatidae. The transcript has a single exon. Bases 1 to 840 code for a protein of 279 amino acids. Gene Ontology annotation, biological process: D-glucosamine catabolic process; carbohydrate metabolic process; N-acetylglucosamine catabolic process. Gene Ontology annotation, molecular function: identical protein binding; glucosamine-6-phosphate deaminase activity. Gene Ontology annotation, cellular component: cytoplasm. The record is from RefSeq and is a predicted model, not a curated record.